Molecule: messenger RNA, 2056 nt
Organism: Salvia miltiorrhiza (redroot sage)
Lineage: Eukaryota; Viridiplantae; Streptophyta; Magnoliopsida; Lamiales; Lamiaceae
Product: serine/threonine-protein kinase RHS3-like
Exons: 3
Coding region: 287-1891 (534 amino acids)
Biological process (GO): protein phosphorylation
Cellular component (GO): plasma membrane; nucleus; cytoplasm
Molecular function (GO): ATP binding; protein serine/threonine kinase activity
Source: RefSeq, a predicted model, not a curated record
GGACUUCCACAUUUACCUCGCUUCCCGCAAUUUUCUCUCGUCACUAAUCUAGCAACAACCUUAACAAGUUAAGUCAAAUACCAACAAACAUCUUCUCACGUAGAGACGCAUCAAUGGAUUCUUUUAUUUCCUGACGAUAUUAUAUUCUUCUUCCUUAAUUAAACCAACACCCUCUCCAAAUGGGCAAUGGCCGCAGCUCAUGAUCAUUCAUGUUAAUCAUUUUGCGCCUAACAUCUCAAGGUUCCUUAAAGAUUAGGAAUAAGAAGUUGUUUAGUUGUAAAUGUAGAUGAACGAGACGACAAGAGGAGAUCAUGUGUGUGAUACGGGCAAGAUGGAGGCAGCUGAGAAACAUUCACACGAGGUGAAGAGAUCAGUCGAAGCAGCGGUGGCGAAGGGAAGUGCAAAUCCCUCUGUAUCAUGUGAUCCUCUAUCCGUAAAUCCUCAUUCAUUCCCAUGCCCAUUACCAACUUCCAGAAACGGAUCCCAUCCAAACGUAACGUCCCCCUGCAGCACGAAGACGAGCAAUGCCGCCAAGACUAGUCAAUCAAGCAUGAGCCACGGCUGGGGCGGCAGUGGCAGUGGCAGCAACAGCCGGAGCGACAGCUUAGAUAGCACGAGCAGCGCCCCCCUGAAGCCCCACACAGGGGGUGAUGUGAGAUGGGAUGCCAUAACCUGUGCCUCUUCAAGAGAAUCGCCUCUCGGCCUCACCAACUUUCGCCUCUUGAAGAGGCUCGGUUAUGGAGAUAUCGGGAGCGUGUACCUUGUUGAGCUCCGGGGAAGCAACACGUUCUUCGCCAUGAAAGUUAUGGACAAGGCUUCUCUUGCAAGCAGGAAUAAGCUGCUCCGAGCUCAGACAGAGAGGGAGAUUCUUGGCCUUCUCGACCACCCUUUCUUGCCUACGUUAUAUUCUUACUUUGAGACUGAGAAGUUUUAUUGCUUGGUCAUGGAGUUCUGCAGUGGAGGCAACCUUCAUUCUCUAAGGCAAAAGCAGCCCAAUAAGCAUUUUACAGAGGAAGCUGCUAGAUUUUACGCAUCAGAGGUGCUGUUGGCGCUAGAGUAUCUGCAUAUGCUAGGCAUCGUGUAUCGCGACCUAAAGCCCGAAAACGUACUAGUGCGAGAGGAGGGCCACAUCAUGCUCUCCGACUUCGACUUAUCCCUGCGCUGCUCCGUCAACCCCACGCUCGUGAAGUCCUCGUCGACACACGCCGCAUCCGACGCCAACGGGGCCAUCUUGGACGACGAGAACGCCGUCCGCGGCUGCAUCCAGCCGUCCGGCUUCCUCCCCUACUUCCUCCCGAGCAAGAAGAACCGGAAAUCCAAGUCCGAUUUCGGGCUGGGCAACAACCCCAACUCCCUCCCCGAGCUCAUGGCCGAGCCCACCAACGUGCGCUCCAUGUCCUUUGUCGGGACCCACGAGUACCUCGCCCCGGAGAUCAUCCGGGGCGAGGGCCACGGCAGCGCGGUGGACUGGUGGACGUUCGGCAUUUUCCUGUACGAGCUCCUGCACGGGACCACCCCGUUCAAGGGGGCCGGGAACCGGGCCACGCUCUUCAACGUGGUGGGGCAGCCCCUCAAGUUCCCGGACACGCCGCAGGUGAGCUCGAGCGCCAAGGAUCUUAUAAAGGGGCUGCUGAUCAAGGAGCCGCACAAGCGGAUCGCGUACAAGAGGGGGGCCACGGAGAUCAAGCAGCACCCGUUCUUCGAGGGGGUGAACUGGGCUCUCGUAAGGAGCGCAGCGCCCCCUCACGUGCCGGAGCCCGUUGAUUUUAGGCAGUUUGCCAGCAAGGAUCCGGCGCAUUCGGAGAAGAAGAUUGCGGACAUGGGAGGUGAUCAUAAGAACCAGAGCAGCUCAUCGGCUGAUUCUUCGUAUGUUGAAUUCGAGUAUUUCUAGACAUCUCUCUUGAUUUUGUUAUGGACUAUAUAUAUAUGUAUAUGUACAUGUUUCAAGUCAGACUAGUUUUGUACACCAAGAUUAGCGCAACUGCAGUUUGAGAUUGUAUCAUCAUCCCCCAAGACAAGAAGAUUAUGGCAAUGGAAAAGCAUCAUUUUUUUGUAA